AGUAAUGUCAGCAGCAGCAGCAGUAAUGUCAGCAGCAGCAGCAGUAAUGUCAGCAGCAGCAGCAGUAAUGUCAGCAGCAGCAGCGUCAGCAUCAGCAGCAGCAGUAAUAUCAGCAUCAGCAGCAGUAAUGUCAGCAGCAGCAGUAAUGUCAGCAGCAGCAGCAUCAUUGAUGGCAGCAGCAGCAGCAGUAAUGUCAACAGCAGAAGCAGUAAUGUCAGCAGCAGCAGUAAUGUCAGCAGCAGCAGCAGUAAUGUCAGCAGCAGCAGCAGUAAUAUCAGCAGCAGCAGCAGUAAUGUCAGCAGCAGCAGCAACAGCAGCAGUAAUGUCAGCAGCAGCAAUGUCAGCAGCAGCAGCAGCAACAGCAGCAGUAAUGUCAGCAGCAGUAAUGUCAGUAUCAGCAGCAGUAAAGUCAGCAGCAGCAGCAGUAAUGUCAGCAUCAGCAGCAGUAAAGUCAGCAGCAGUAAUAGAAACCAACGCUCUAUGUCCAGGGGCAACCUGGCCAGCCAGAUGAGCUUGAGAUAUAAGGAAAUAAAUGUUCAGUGUGAGAGUCGUGAACACUUACAAGAACUGGAGCAGGUGGUGGUGGAGGCCAGCACAGUCCACAGCAGCAGGACACCACAAAAUCCUAGGAAACUAUGGAUAGAGUGGCUCCGCAUACUGGGGUCUUAA
Messenger RNA from Procambarus clarkii (red swamp crayfish), 669 nucleotides. Lineage: Eukaryota; Metazoa; Arthropoda; Malacostraca; Decapoda; Cambaridae. The record is from RefSeq and is a predicted model, not a curated record.